AUGGGUGAUUCAAUUGAUUUAUCCGGGGAUGGAGGUGUCCUCAAGACAAUCUUGAGGAAAGCAAAAGCUGAUGCGCUUUGUCCUUCAGAGGAUCUCCCUCUUGUUGAUGUUCAAUACGAGGGUACUCUUGUGGAGACGGGAGAGGUUUUUGAUACGACACAUGAGGAUAAUACUGUGUUCUCAUUUGAACUUGGGAAGGGCUCGGUGAUUCAGGCAUGGGAGAUUGCAGUGAAAACCAUGAAGGUUGGGGAGGUUGCAAAAAUCACUUGCAAACCAGAAUAUGCGUAUGGCAGUGCGGGUUCCCCACCAGAUAUCCCACCUGACGCAACUCUUAUUUUUGAGGUGGAGUUAGUGGACUGCAAACCACGGAAGGGUUCCAGUGUAACCAGUGUUUCAGAAGAGAGGGCUAGGCUAGAGGAGCUGAAGAAGCAAAGGGAGCUCGCUGCUGCAGCUAAAGAGGAAGAGAAGAAGAGGAGAGAAGAAGCUAAAGCUGCUGCUGCUGCUCGCAUGCAGGCCAAGCUGGAAUCGAAGAAGGGUCAAGGGAAGGGAAAGGGGAAAGCAAAAUAG
Molecule: messenger RNA, 567 nt
Organism: Dovyalis caffra
Lineage: Eukaryota; Viridiplantae; Streptophyta; Magnoliopsida; Malpighiales; Salicaceae
Source: the annotation of a GenBank genome assembly